This is a messenger RNA of Passer domesticus (house sparrow), 6539 nucleotides long. It is a transcript of the gene PAK3, whose product is annotated as p21 (RAC1) activated kinase 3. The coding region runs from base 375 to 2006 and encodes 543 amino acids. The record is from RefSeq and is a predicted model, not a curated record. Gene Ontology annotation, biological process: intracellular signal transduction; protein phosphorylation; regulation of axonogenesis. NCBI's taxonomy places the organism in Eukaryota, Metazoa, Chordata, Aves, Passeriformes, Passeridae. Gene Ontology annotation, molecular function: ATP binding; protein serine/threonine kinase activity. Gene Ontology annotation, cellular component: cytoplasm. The transcript has 16 exons.
CAGGAACCACAAGCCCCCAGAAUAUAUUAGAAUAAUAAUAAUAGAAAGGUCCCCCCUCCCCAGCCCCGUUUUUGUCCCCCUGGAAGGAGGGGGUGGAGAGCAGAGCAGCGAGGCUGCCGGCGGGAUCGAUGUGGAGCCGCUGAGGCACCGCGGCCGGCCCCAGCUCCCCGCCGGCACCGCGGCCGCGGCCGGCAGGACAAGCGCAGCCUCCCCGCGGAGAGGCCAGGGAGAAGGUUGGCUCCCUUCCUGCUCCCAUGGAGCCUGUCUCAGGGCUCACAGGGAAAUCAUGGACUCCAGUGGCAUCAGACUUUUCUGCUUUCACCAGCACACCCUGAAGGCAGCAGGAGAUGAGGAGGCUGUGAGGGCUGCUGAAGAUGUCCGAUAGUCUGGAUAUUGAAGAGAAACCUCCAGCUCCACCGUUGAGAAUGAACAGCAACAAUCGCGAUUCUUCAGCGUUGAACCACAGCUCAAAGCCGCUCCCCAUGGCCCCCGAGGAGAAGAACAAGAAAGCCAGGCUGCGCUCCAUCUUUCCAGGAGGAGGGGAUAAAACCAACAAGAAGAAAGAGAAGGAACGUCCUGAGAUCUCCCUUCCUUCAGACUUUGAACACACCAUUCAUGUGGGAUUUGAUGCCGUCACUGGAGAAUUCACAGGCAUUCCAGAACAGUGGGCCAGGCUACUACAGACCUCCAACAUAACAAAACUGGAGCAGAAGAAGAACCCACAGGCUGUUCUAGAUGUUCUCAAAUUUUAUGAUUCGAAAGAAACAGUUAACAACCAGAAAUACAUGAGCUUUACGUCAGGAGAUAAAAGCGCCCAUGGAUACAUAGAAGCCCAUCCCUCGAGCACAAAAACAGCAUCAGAACCUCCUCUGGCUCCCUCUGUGUCUGAAGAAGAAGAUGAAGAUGAUGAAGAGGAGGAAGAUGACAAUGAACCUCCGCCUGUUAUUGCCCCACGGCCUGAACACACAAAAUCAAUCUACACACGCUCUGUUAUUGAACCUGCCGCUGCACCAGCACCAGCUAAAGAAGCCACCACUCCCCAGCCUGAAAACUCAAACACAAACACCCUGUACAGAAACACAGACCGGCAGCGAAAAAAAUCCAAGAUGACAGAUGAGGAGAUCCUAGAGAAACUGAGGAGCAUUGUGAGUGUGGGAGAUCCUAAGAAGAAAUACACUCGAUUUGAAAAAAUUGGCCAAGGGGCUUCAGGAACUGUUUAUACAGCGAUUGACAUCGCCACAGGACAAGAGGUGGCCAUAAAGCAAAUGAAUCUCCAACAGCAGCCCAAAAAGGAACUAAUUAUCAAUGAAAUCCUGGUCAUGAGGGAAAAUAAGAAUCCCAAUAUUGUUAACUAUUUAGACAGCUACCUUGUGGGUGAUGAGCUGUGGGUGGUGAUGGAGUACCUGGCUGGAGGCUCUCUAACCGAUGUUGUCACCGAGACGUGUAUGGAUGAAGGACAGAUUGCUGCUGUCUGUCGGGAGUGCCUGCAAGCCCUGGAUUUCCUUCAUUCCAACCAAGUGAUCCACAGAGACAUCAAAAGCGACAAUAUUCUUCUUGGGAUGGACGGAUCUGUCAAAUUGACUGAUUUUGGCUUCUGUGCUCAGAUCACCCCCGAGCAGAGUAAACGGAGCACAAUGGUGGGGACUCCUUACUGGAUGGCACCAGAAGUUGUAACAAGAAAAGCAUAUGGCCCCAAGGUGGACAUCUGGUCACUUGGGAUUAUGGCAAUAGAAAUGGUGGAAGGAGAACCUCCUUACCUUAACGAAAAUCCUCUCAGGGCACUGUAUCUGAUAGCUACAAACGGGACACCGGAGCUGCAGAACCCAGAGCGGCUCUCGGCCGUGUUCCGAGACUUCCUUAACUGCUGCCUGGAGAUGGACGUGGACAGGCGAGGGUCUGCCAAGGAGCUGCUGCAGCAUCCAUUUUUAAAAUUAGCCAAGCCGCUGUCGAGCCUGACCCCUCUGAUCAUCGCAGCGAAGGAAGCGAUCAAGAACAGCAGCCGCUAGCGCUGCAGCUCGGCGCUGUGCCCUGCCAGCUCCGAGCAGGACUGAACACAAACUGGACAACCUCAACUCUCAUGCUGCGGGACAGAUGGAUGGAUGAACAAACCAACGGUCACAGUCAUGGUGGUAGGACCACCCCAGUUCCUCAAGGAGUAAAAAAAUUAUCAUUUGUCUUCUUCCUGCUUUCUGGCUCCUUAAUUUAUUUUUAAGAUGAAUCGGGGCUAAGGACAGAGAGGUAAUGACAGAAAAUGCUUUGCUGCCUCAAUCAUUUCCAAGGUAAAGCAAAUUCAGUUGGAAGAUUCCCUUCCUUCUCACCCUGUGAAUAAGCUGUACAUUCACUUUUAAAUUGUCAGUUCUUUCUUAACGAUGUAAAGUCGUGUUUAUGGGGUUUUUGGUAUGGUUUGGAAUUGGAGAAGGGCAAUGCUUCAUUCAUCAACUUCAGACUGCCUUUUGAAUAAGGCCCACUUGCCAGUUUCUGCCCAGUUGUGGUACUUCUACAUGAGGAAGAAAGUGCAAUUGCAUUUCCAACCAAAAAGGAAUGAAGAGUGGGACAGCCAAAACAUCCUGUGGAGAUAAGGCGUUCAGCUGGGACUGUGUAGUGGUUUGGUUCUUGCCAAUUGGAUUUGUACCCCUGACUGCAAUCUCGUUGCCCGGGUGAGAGUCUUACUCAGCUGAAGCAGCAGAAAGAUCACUCGGUGUGCUCAGAACAGGUUUGUCUGAUGCAAAGCUGUCAGAGCAAUGUGAGGGGAGAGUGGACCCAGCUGUGCCUGGGGCUGAGCCCCAGCAGAGCCCAGAGCAGCCUGAGCAUCGGCAGAGCCAGGCUGGAAGGAGGCACUGCUAGUGACAAGUGGCAGCAGCCUGGCCGUGGGUGCCUCUUCCUGGGACAGGGCUAAUCCUCCCAUCUCAGAGGCAAACUGGGUGGGGGCUGUUCUCCAGGGAAAUCGUGGCCAUGCUGAGAAAUGCACAGCCUGGUGGGAUUGGCCAUCCUGAGUCUCUGCAGGAGUAGAGAAGAGCAAACAGAGCAGAGCAGUGGUGUCACUUCUGAGGGUGCCUGUUCUUCUCCCAGCUGUCUCGUAGCUCCUGGGAAAGGUUCCUAGUGUCUGCAGAAUCCUCAGCAGAGAGGGAGGGGACCAGGCUGCUCUGCAGGCUCCUGUACAGAUGAGCAUCCUUUAGGCACAGGAGUUCUGCCCUGGGAGCCGAGGCUGACACAGGGAGCAACCUGCACAGUUCAGAUCUGCAGGAGCCAGUGCAGCAGCCAGCUCGGGAAGAAAGCGCCUUAAAACCUGGAGUUGUGCACUGAGCAAGAUCAAAGGUGUGAAAUGCCAAGUGGAAUUAAUUGCAGAAUUGGAGGCACCAGGCCAGCCUGCGUUCUGCUGUCCUACGUAUGGCAAGCACUGCGCAAUGAAGCUCUUGAGUUGCUGCAAGAGAUGGAAUUGGGGAUGUGCCUGAGGAUUGUGCUUGACUAGUCAGCAGAUUUGGAAGGGAGCAGAAUACUUUCAGUAUACAAUUUGUGUUUUAUUUAUUUGUUUCUGAAAGACACAGUGUGGCUUCACUCAGUAAAAGCAUUUGCAUGGCGUAUUUGUUGCUGUAUUUUAGGAGUACAACUCAUUCAAGAUCUUCAAAACAGCAACUGAAGCAACAUGCACUCAGUGAGCAAAAAAACCCCCACAGUAAAACAGCUUUCUGCUAUAGAUCUUCACAUUGACCUGGUCCUGCAAAGGGUUAAGUAGCCUUUAAGGUACUCACUGUCUUCGUGUCUGGCCAGCAGGAAUGAAGGAUGCUUGGGCUGUUCUUGGAUCAGGCCAGGAGCGUGUCUAGCUUUGGCAUCCUGUUUAGUUGCAGUCUUUGUGUGGCAAGUGUCCUUACUGCUGCUCCCCGUGCUCACGCUGGCCACCGCAGUGUCCUUGGCAGAGACAGCCCUCCUUGAGUUACCACAGCUAAGUAGAAAUUAACUUUUCUUCAUUUCCUGGGGAGCACAACAGGUCCAGUUUUUCAGAUGGCCAAAUAACACACCAAGGCAAGCAGCUCUGGUUUCCUGGACUGGGAGAACAUUGGGAAGAGCUGAGGAAGCCACCAGGAGCCCACAGCUGGAGCAACAGUGGUUGACAGGAGCUGGAGCAAUGGCAGCCAAGCUUUCCCCCCUAAAAGAAGCCCCUGGGGAGUGAGAGUGGCCAGGAGAGGCUGACAGGCCACAGCACAGCAGAUGGUGCAGAAGAGUGUGCAGGAAGGUGCUGAAGCCCUGCCAGCUUGACCAGGGAGCAAUGGUGUCCCCCCCACAGAAAGCCAUGGCUUCUCUAAGUCCUGCACCCACCACAAUCCAUGCAGCGACCCAGACAGAGCUCUGGUGGGAUUGGGCUGCCAGCCAGCUGUCAGCUGCAGGCUGUGCCCUGCUCUUAGGCCAGUCCUGGUGGCAGCAGCAUGAGUACAGCUGUGGGACAUGUGCCCAGCCAGAGGAACUCCUCCACUUUGGGCCAGAGCUACAGCAGGAGGUGAACAGGGGCAGGAGUAUCCAAGCUCACUGAGCCCCUUUCCAUCUUUUACCAGCAGUCCUGGCUAAGGGGGACAUGCCAGGUGAUUGGACUACAGCAAACGUGACAUUGAUCUACACGAAGACCUGGAAGGAGGAUCUUGGGAACUACAGCUCUGUCACCCUGACCUCAGUGCUUGGAAAAGUCAUGGAGCAGAUCAUCUGGAGUGCCAUCCCAUGGCACAUACAGAGCAACCAUGGGAUCAGGCCCAUCUAGUGUGGGUUUGUGAUAGGCAGGUGCUGCCUGACCUGCCUGAUCUCCUUUUGCAACAGCUUGACCUCCCUAGGGCACGAGGGGAACAGCUUUGGAUGGGUCUCCCUGGAAUUUAGUAAACCCUCUGCCAGUGUUUCCCACAGCUGUCUCCUGGAGAAACUGGCUGCUCAUGGAUACACUGUUCUCUGGGAAAAAAACCUGGAUGGCUGGCUGGGCCCAGAGAGGUGUGGGCAGUGGAGUUACAUCCAGCUGGGGCUGCCAGCAGGGGUGCACCAGGGCUGGGUGCUGGAGCCAGUUGUGUUCCAUGUCUGUAUCAGUGAUCUGGAUGAGGGGAUCAAGGGCACCCUUGGGUAGCACCAAGCUGGGUUGGAGUGUUGAUGUGCUGGAGAAGAAGGCUCUGCAGAGAGAGGGAUCUGGUGAACAGGCUGGAUUGCUGGUCCAAGGCCAGUUGGAUGAGGUUCAACAAGGCAGUGUCAGAUCCUGCACUUGGGUCACUGCAAGCCCCUGCAGCUCCAGGCUUGGGAGGGAGUGGCUGGAAAAUGCCUGGUGGGAAAAGACCUGGGAGUGCUCAUUGAGAGCAGCUGAACAUAAGCCAGCAGUAUGCAGCUACCUGAAAGGAGGCUGGAGCAGUGGGGGAAUCAGCCUCUUUUCCCAAAUAACAAGCAAUGGGAUGAGAGGAAAUGGCUGCAAGUUGUGCCGGGGAAGGUUUAGAUUGGAUAUAGGAAAAAUCUCCUCACCAAAAGGAUGGUCAGGCAUUGGAACAGGCUGUGCAGGGCAGUGGCUGAGUCACCAUCUCUGGAGGGAUCUAAAAAGAUUUGUAGAUAGGGCACUUGGGGACAGGUUUAGUGGUGGGCUUGGCAGUGCUAGGUUGAUGGUUGGACUCCAUGAGCUCAGAAGUCUUUUCCAACAUGAAUGAUUCUGUUCUGUUUAGAAGACUUUGUUUCUCUUGUGAGGUCCUGUUUUUGUCUGUCAGCUCAAGAUCUGUGUCUGUAGGAGAAGAUUCGUUGUGAAAGAGUAAUUUGGGCUGGAGAUGGGCUGCUCUCAAUGUGUAAAGCAUUCAGCAGGAUGAAAUAUGUUUGUAUUCCUGUAAGAAGUGAAGAAAUGAGUGACAGUUUGGUUCCAGUAUGUAUUUUAUUUUUUCCUAUCCACAAAAGAACAGACAACCAUCCUUUAAAAGGAAAGCACUUUGUAAUGGUACAUGUUUGCUGGACAUACAGUCUACAUACUUCUGUUGACAAACUACUCUAUUUAAUUGGGGAAGGGGGGAAUUUCCUAUUUAUUUCCUUUACCUAUAAGUAUUUCAGCAUCUCUGCUUCAAAAAAAACUCCACCGCCACGACUUUCCAGAAGACAGCAGGUACGAAAAAUAAGGAAAUCAAAUGGUAGCUUUUGUUGUUUUAAUCAGUGUAUGCCUCAGCAUACAGAAUAUUGUUGGCACUGACUUUUUAAAGACAGCCGCUGUCCUAAGAGGCCUUACUUUUAAUUUUAUUAAAUACUGUAUUCCUUUUUCUUUACAUCAGCAAAUCUAGAGUUUUUUCUUCUAAAGCAAAUUCCUGGGAGGCAGACAAGAUUCAGCAGAAAGGGUCUCUGCCUGUGGCUGUUUUCAGCAUGGACUGUGCCUGCCCAGCUGAGACUGUAUGACAUGCCGGGAAUGCACCUGCAGUGGCCCUGUGGCUCCGUGCCUGGGACAGUCUCUGGUGCUGAUUCACACUCACUGAUCCUGAAAGGUGGCAGCUGUGUUUGUAUCCUCCCAGCCUGGAUAUUAAAUGUAGAAAAGACACAAGUAUUAAAAAAAA